AUGACAGAAGCACAGACUGCAGUGAUGCAGCUACAAGCCAAGGAACACCACCGCUUGCCAGAAAACAACAGAAGUAAGAAGCUAAGAAGUGGUUACCAGAUCACGUAUGGAUUUUCCAUAAAAAUUUUGAAAAUCCCUUGUAUUGGUGGCUCCCAGCAGAGUGCCCUGAAGAAGUUUCAGAAUCAAGUCCUGUCGUCCAACACAAAGCUUCAGGACAGUACUGGGGCCGAGGGGCCCCGGGCCCUGUGGAAGGGGAACGCGGUGGCGUGCCUGCGCCUCUUCCCCUGCAGCGUUGUGCAGCUCGCCGCUUACCGCAAGUGUGUUGUGCUGUUCACAGAUGACCUGGGCCAUAUUUCCCAGUGGAGCUCCAUCAUGGCUGGGAGUCUCGCGGGCAUGGUUUCCACCAUUGUGAUGUAUCCUACAGACCUCAUCAAAACCCGGUUGAUUGUGCAGAACAGGCUGGAACCAUCUUAUAGGGGGCUCCUCCAUGCUUUUUCUACUAUUUAUCAACAGGAAGGGUUCCUGGCCCUUUAUCGAGGGGUUUCCCUCACUGUUUUAGGUGCGCUCCCAUUUUCUGCUGGUUCCCUCCUAGUUUACAUGAACCUGGAGAAAAUCUGGAAUGGACCCCGAGAUCAGUUCUCUCUCCUUCAGAACUUUGCCAAUGUCUGUCUCGCUGCUGCGGUGACCCAGACCCUCUCCUUUCCCUUUGACACCGUAAAGAGAAAGAUGCAGGCUCAGAGUCCCUAUCUUCCCUACAAUGGAGGAGUAGAUGUCCAAUUCUCAGGAGUGGUGGACUGCUUCCGGCAGAUAGUGAAAACCCAUGGGGUCCUUGGGCUCUGGAAUGGAUUGACAGCCAACUUGUUGAAGAUAGUUCCUUAUUUUGGAGUUAUGUUUAGCACCUUUGAGUUCUGCAAGAGAAUCUGUCUUUACCAAAAUGGCUACAUUGUGUCUCCUCUGAGCUAUAAAUUGACCCCCGGGGUGGAUCAGAGUUUGCAGCCCGGGGAAUUACGAGAAUUAAAGAAGUUCUUCAAAACUGGAAAACUGAAGUCUAAAAAACCAACUCUGUAAAACCGAAUGGGGCGAGAAGUGGACCGACUGGAAGCAGGCUGCCAUCUCAAACAAAUGUAGCCUCAUAAUGGCACAUAUGAGGAAUGAUGGGAGAGUACUCCUGUCUGCUGCUCUUAGAAAUGAAGCCGUUUGUCUGUACACCACCUCAGAGCUCCAAACUGAUGUCCCUGUGAACACCUGCACUGUGAAAAGGUUUCCCAGCACUACUGUGUCAUGAUGUGGUGCCACCAGGUUUUAUAACCAAAGUCUGCAAUAAUAACACAUGCAAUUUACACUCUGGACAGAAGCAUGACACUGAAAAAGGGCACUGCCAUGACACCUUAAAGCACCGUGUAGUUUAAGUGGCUAAGCAGAUACCAUGACUGGAGCUCAGACACAAGGUCACCAUCACUAAGAGUUGACCCAAAGCUUACAUGAACCAAUGUCAGCCUAGUUUUUCUCACUUUGACCUGAGGUGUCCCAGUACAAUUGCUCUUGAAUUCAUAACCUUUGUUAACUUGUUUUGUUUAAAGUUUAUUUCUUCCAUGAGAGACAGAGACAGAGAGACAAGGAUCUCCAACAGGGUCCUUAUGCCACGACACACCUCCAGCUUC
Messenger RNA from Tupaia belangeri chinensis (Chinese tree shrew), 1661 nucleotides. It is a transcript of the gene SLC25A43, whose product is annotated as solute carrier family 25 member 43. The coding region runs from base 1 to 1068 and encodes 355 amino acids. The record is from RefSeq and is a predicted model, not a curated record. Gene Ontology annotation, biological process: transmembrane transport. The transcript has 8 exons. NCBI's taxonomy places the organism in Eukaryota, Metazoa, Chordata, Mammalia, Scandentia, Tupaiidae.